Messenger RNA from Fonsecaea erecta, 1575 nucleotides. RefSeq names its product putative MFS-type transporter. Gene Ontology annotation, biological process: transmembrane transport. The record is from RefSeq and is a predicted model, not a curated record. Gene Ontology annotation, molecular function: transmembrane transporter activity. Lineage: Eukaryota; Fungi; Ascomycota; Eurotiomycetes; Chaetothyriales; Herpotrichiellaceae. Bases 1 to 1575 code for a protein of 524 amino acids. The transcript has 3 exons.
AUGGCAGCAGAACUCGGCAUGGAGGAUGAGAAACAGACCGACGCAAGGAUGGUGGAGCUGGAGUACGCAAAUACAAAAGAGUCCACGUCCGCGGGACCAAUUGCAAGACCUGAAGGGAAAAUAUACCUUACGACGUCGGCGGCUCAGGUGGACGGCAUCAAAUUCGCCCCCGACGGCCACACCAUCCUCGUGCCACAGCCAUCAGACGAUCCUAACGAUCCGUUGAACUGGAGUUUUUUCAAGAAGCACAUGCUCCUCAUCAUUUCUUCCAUGUCUUCUUUUUUGCCCGAAUAUGGCAGUGCGACUGGCGCCGUCACGUUGCUGUCACAGGCACAGCAGUGGCAUUUGACUCCGGACCAUGUCAAUCAUUCUCAAGCGGGCAACGUCUUCAUGCUGGGAGUGGGCGGCCUGUUCUCCGUGGUCUGUUCGGCAUACUUCGGCCGCCUGCCGGUUCUUUUUUGGAUGCUCUGCCUGGCUUUUGGAACCGCAAUCUGGUGUGCCGCAGCCGUCACGUUCGAGUCCUUUAUGGCAGCUCGGAUUCUCAAUGGAUUCUUCUCGGCGGUCACUCAAUCGAUGACCACCGUCCUGAUCAAUGACAUGUUCUUUUUCCACGAGAAAGCGCGGAAAAUCGGCAUAUGGGCCUCGUUCGUCGUGCUCGCCCCCAGUUUGGGACCAAUGCUCGGGGCAUUCAUGCUCAACACUCAACGGUGGCCUGUGCCUUUCUGGGUCCUGAGCAGUCUCACAGGCCUUUGCCUUGUUCUAGUCAUUAUUUUCGGGGAGGAAACAUACUAUGAUCGGCGCCUGACCCUAGAGGAGCAGCCUGCGAGGAGAAGUCGACUGCUACGCUUGGUGGGUGUCGAGCAAUUCCAUUCCCGGAGGCUGCGGAACACCGUGCGAGAAACACUUCGACGUCCCGCAAGGGUUAUCAUGCUUCCUACCGUGUUCAUUUCGGUCAUCUACGCCGGGAUCACCUUCGCCUGGCAGGUAGGUAUUAACACCACGUCGGCUAUAUUCCUCACUCCGCUCUAUCAUUUUGACAUUCUUCAAGUCGGCUACUUCUACUUUGCACCUGCCAUUGGUGCCAUCCUGGGCGAGGCCGCUGGCUAUUUUGCCCAUGAUCUGAUUGCCAAACACUACGAAAAGACUCACAAUGGCUAUUUCCAUCCCGAAGCCCGACUUCGGGGUGCUUGGCUGGCAACACCAUUCCUUGUUUCCGGGUUGGUGCUCAUAGGAUAUGCUUUCCAGGACCAUCUCCAUUACAUGGUGGUGGCGGUAGGGUGGGCUCUCUUCAACAUGGGCGCCAUGAUCUCGAUUGUGAGCAUCAAUGCCUAUUGUCUCGAUUCGUUCCCAGAAGCCUCAGGCGAGGGCGCCGCCUGGCUCUCUGUAGGCCGAACCGUUGGCGGCUUCAUCAUUUCCUAUGAGCAGGUGAGCUGGGCAACGAAAGAGGGAACCAAAGCCAGCUUCGGUAUCCAAGCUGGCCUCUGUACUUUUGGACUGGUUCUAGCCGUUUUUCUCCAGAUCUAUGGCCAGAGACUGAGAAAGUGGUCCGGAAGUCUAAAGUUCAAGACUAUCUGA